Messenger RNA from Besnoitia besnoiti, 1146 nucleotides. RefSeq lists its product as uncharacterized. The record is from RefSeq and is a predicted model, not a curated record. NCBI's taxonomy places the organism in Eukaryota, Apicomplexa, Conoidasida, Eucoccidiorida, Sarcocystidae. Gene Ontology annotation, biological process: tetrahydrobiopterin biosynthetic process; L-phenylalanine catabolic process. The transcript is spliced from 3 exons. Gene Ontology annotation, cellular component: cytoplasm. The coding region runs from base 1 to 1146 and encodes 381 amino acids. Gene Ontology annotation, molecular function: 6,7-dihydropteridine reductase activity; NADPH binding; NADH binding.
AUGGCAGCGAGUCCGGCGAGUUACACGCACUCGUAUUUCGAGACAGCUCGAGACUUCAACCGCAGUACGCACCCUAAACCUUUUUUGCGCUUUCUCUUGUUUGGAACUGAGGUGUCGGCCGAAAUCGCAGACAUUGUGUGCACCCUGCGCCUCCUUCGCGACUUGUGGCAGUUUGUACGCGCUGGAAAGGUCUCAGGCCGCGCAGGGGACCUCUGUCGCUCGCACGUCUCCAAUUCGACGGCUGUUUUCUCCUCAAUGAGCGCUCCUUGCCGCAGAACUGUUUUGCUCUUUGGCAGCACCGGCGCCCUCGGCGGCGCCGUCGCCGACGCCUUCGCUGCAGCCAGAUGGAGAGUCAUUGGCUGCAGCACGUCGGGGCCCUCGAGCAAGCAAAACGGAGGAAACCGUUAUCCCUCAAAGUGGGCGUCGCCCCUCCCCCCGCACGCAAGGAUCGAAGUCCAGCCAUUUCCACAGAUGAGUCUGAAAGAGCAGGGCGAAGAAAUCGCCAGACAACUUCAGCCUCUGCUCUCCACAGGCCCCCCUCUGCACGCGGCGAUCUGCUGCAGCGGCGGCUUCGCCUGCAGCUCGGUUCAUUCGGAGAACUUUCUGAGUGAGGCUGAGCAGAUGCUUGAAGCGAACUGCCUGCCGGCGCUCCUCUGCGCGCACGCCGCCUCCGUCCUGUUUCGCAGCCGCAGCGCGACCGCCGCCCGCGAGGCGCCCCUCGUCGUCUUGACCGGCGCGGCUGCAGCCGUCCAGGGCGCGGGGGGCGCGAGGCCGACGCCGACGAUGCUCGCCUACGGCUGCUCCAAGGUGUACGUACACCACCUCGUGCAGUCGCUAGCCGCUACGGGCGUCGCCGCAGAGGCCCGGGGGGGCGACGGGCUCGCGCCGCAGAGUCCGUCGCUGCACUACCGCGUCGUUGGGGUGCUCCCCGCGAUCCUCGACACCGCCGCGAACCGCGCCGCCAUGCCGAGCGUCGCCGAGGCCACUAGAGAGAAUAAGUGGACAAAGUGCGACGACAUCGCGCGGAAACUCGUGGCCUGGGCGGACGGGGCCGAAGAGGCAGAAAACGGUGCGCUAUACGUUGUCAAAACUACCGGCGGAGCCACGGAAUUCCUCCCGACUUGCGGCUCUGAGCGCCGCACCUGA